AUGGAAUCCAGCACUGGCGACAUUUCACACCUUCUGACAAACCUCGCCAAGCCAAAGACGUCCGCUACCCUCACGCUCAGAAUAAUCAAAUCUUUUGAGUAUCGCACAGAAAAGAGUCUUGUUCUACAUGAUGUCAACCUCGAGACAACCACAGUCGAUGGCCUCAAAGCAAGGGCGUGUGAAGCUAUCAAGACUCUACCAGGAUGGAAGGCAUAUCGCACUCUAGCGGACCCAAAGAACGCAGACGAUGAAAAGAAAGGGCUGGACACUAUCAAACUCUACACCAAGGCACACGGUGCCAAGACGACCAACUUGAUCAUAAAUCUCGACCACGAUGAAUGGAUUCUCGAAGAUGGAUCCAAGGCCCUUUCCGAAGUUGGAUUUGAAAACGAAACAGAGGCCAGUUUUUUCAACCGAGCUGCAUACGAAGCGUUCAAACUAAAUCCUCAGGUUUGCGCAUAUUCUUAA
This is a messenger RNA of Fomitiporia mediterranea MF3/22, 468 nucleotides long. RefSeq names its product cytoplasmic protein. The record is from RefSeq and is a predicted model, not a curated record. The coding region runs from base 1 to 468 and encodes 155 amino acids. The transcript has 5 exons. NCBI's taxonomy places the organism in Eukaryota, Fungi, Basidiomycota, Agaricomycetes, Hymenochaetales, Hymenochaetaceae.